Apis cerana (Asiatic honeybee) is the source of this 1467-nucleotide messenger RNA. Its product is annotated as golgin-45. The record is from RefSeq and is a predicted model, not a curated record. NCBI's taxonomy places the organism in Eukaryota, Metazoa, Arthropoda, Insecta, Hymenoptera, Apidae. Gene Ontology annotation, cellular component: Golgi membrane. Gene Ontology annotation, biological process: Golgi organization; Golgi to plasma membrane protein transport.
UACUUAUACAAAGUAGUUUACAAUUUGUUUAUAAAAAUUAUUUUUAUAGAAAACAACAUUAAAAUUGUUUAAAUAAAUAUAAUUUAAAAAAAAAUGGCCAAUAUUUCAAAUUUUAAAGAUAAAACUCAAAUUAAAUCACAAGAUAUACAAGUCAUGGGUUCGAUUAAACGUACAGAAGGUGAUGGAAUGGAAAAUGUAACUGCUGAAAAAAUUGAAAUUAAACAGACAAAAUGUCGUCUUGGUGAAACAUUAAUUUAUCAUCCAACAGAUUUAAAACAAUUAAGUUCAAUUCCUCCAGUUACUCCGAAUGGUCCAAUAGUAAAUUUGAAACCAAAAUAUGUUACUAAUGUAAAAGAUGAAAAACAUAUUUUAAAUUCUUUAAAACUAAAAGAACCAAAAUUUAUUCCUUAUGAACCAUAUAAAGCUGCAGUUAAUCCAAUAAUUCCAUAUGAAAAAAAAAAUAAAAAGUUACAAAAAAGUAAUGUAAAUGUAAAUAUGACUGUUGCUCAAGUUGUUGCUAUGAAACUUCAUGAAACAAAAGUGCUAUGUAAUGAAUUAAAGAUAAUAGAUGAAAAUAAUUGUAUAGGAAAUGAAUGGUUGAAAGAAAAAGAAGAAUAUGAAGCAGAAAUACAAAAACUUAAAGAGGAAAAUAGUCAACUUGAAAAUCAAUUGAAAUUUCAAGCACAAGUUAAUGGAGAAUUAAAAAAUUUAUUAGUAGCUGCUGUUGGAGAAGAUCUUGAAACUAAAGUUCAUUUGUUAACUGAAGAUAAAUUACAACUUGCUCGAGCUCUUUUAAAUUCUGCUCAACAUCUUUCAACACAUCAAGAACAAACAGAAUGGUUAGCUGGUCAAUGUGAAGUCUGGAGAAGUAAAUUCUUAGCCAGUAGCUUAAUGGUUGAAGAACUUGCAAAAUGGAAAGCAGCUCUUUGUCAAAGAACUACAGAUCUUCAAGAAGUAAUAAAAAGACUUUUAGAGGAUCGAAAUCUUAUACGAGAUAUAUCUCUUAAAACAUACAGAAUACUUAGCAUUUUACGUGAAAAUUUUGAUCCUGUUGCAACUGUUACUUGCAAAAGACAUGAAUUAUUGAGUACAAACAUAAUAGAUUUAACACAAGGCUGUUUCCAACUUGCAGAAAUUCUGAAAGUUCAAUUAUUAAGUGGUGUAGAAAAUAUUAAUUUACAAAGAGAAAUUAAUAUAACUGGUUUAGACAUGAAAACACUUGCUGAGAAGACUGCAGAACAACUUCUUAUGAGCCCAAAAUUACUUAUGUCAGGAAGACAAGAUGUAGCUUGUAGUGCAGUAAUGGGAGCAGCUGUUGCAAUUGGUGGCCAAAUCUUUCUUCCACGAAGCGAUUCAAAUAUAACCUGUUGUCCUCAUUGUAGUGGUGAAAUUAAACAAAUUUAAAAAGUUUUUUAUUUCAAUAAAUUGCUACAACUUAACUAAUAAAUAAUUAAAUAAAAUAAUUAA